This is a messenger RNA of Chilo suppressalis (striped riceborer), 3791 nucleotides long. Lineage: Eukaryota; Metazoa; Arthropoda; Insecta; Lepidoptera; Crambidae. The record is from the annotation of a GenBank genome assembly.
CAUAAUUCAAACAAUGUUCAGAGUAAUUUAAAAUGUUAUUACCAAUACUGCUUUAUUUUUCGUAAUAAAUAUUACAUUUUACCAAAAAAUUAUAUCGUGUCUUCUCUAUUAAACACAAAAAAUUAAUGUGAUCAAAUAUUAUAAUAUUUAUUAAAUCCAAUUUUUUUUUAUCUUGUUUAGAAGUUUUAACAGUAGUUAAAUUAUGCUGAUAGCACGGUCGCCUUGCUUACUGAAAGCUGCUCAGAAAACAUGGUUGACUUCAAAGCCUCCUAGUAUCGUCGGUCAUCACGCUUCCGUUUCCUCUAAAGCGGAGUCAUUUCUGACUGGAACGAAUGCCAAUUUUCUGGAGGCUCAAUACUUAGAUUGGGCUAAGGCUAAAGGAAAUAUCGAUAAUUCAUGGGACAAUUUUUACGAUAGCCUCACCUGCGGGCCAGCUUUGAAAAUUGAAGAGUUCCAAGAUGAAUUCAGCCCGAAAACUGUCAAACCUGCUGCUAAGGAUAAGGGUGAAGAUGAGAUGUUAGAAAAAAUUAAAUUGCAUUUAGCUGUUCAAAAUCUCAUUAGAAGUUAUCAGGCCAGGGGCCAUCUUCUUGCCAAGACUGAUCCUUUAGGAUUGACAAUAGCCGCAAAAUACAUUAAGAAGAAGAAGCUCCUCCCUACUGCCGAAACCAAGGGCGUGGACUGUAAUAUUGUCUCCCGAGAACUGGGAACUGUGUUAUGUGAGAAACACAUGGACAUGGUAUUCGAAUUGCCAGAUAGGACAGCUAUCGGUGGGAAGGAGCAUUCAUUGACACUAAGGGAGAUCAUCAGCCGCUUAGAGAGGGUGUAUUGCGGUUCGAUUGGCAUGGAGUACAUGCACAUCUACGACCUGGACUGCAUACAGUUUCUUCGGGAGCGAAUGGAGACGCCGGGCGCCCUGGACCGCAGCGAUGAGGAGAAGAGAUUGAUUAUGCGCCGCCUCACCAAGGCAGUCUUUCUGGAGAAAUACUUCGCAACCAAAUGGCCGGCAGAGAAGCGGUUCGGCCUGGAGGGCGGUGAGAGUAUGAUUGUGAUGCUGGAGGAGAUCGUGGACAGCGCCACGAGGCUCGGCGUCGAGUCCAUCGUUAUGGCCAUGCAGCACAGAGGUCGGUUAAAUAUGCUGGUCAAUGUGUGUCGCAAACAAUUGACGGAUAUAUUUGCACAAUUUAAGCCAAUGGAACCAAAGGAACCGGGCUCUGGUGAUAUCAAAUAUCACUUGGGAACAUACAUUCACCGGUUCAUCAGAAGAACGAAUAGGUAUAUCAAGGUGUCGAUGAGCGCCAACCCAUCUCAUUUGGAGGUCGUGUCGCCAGUCGUAGUCGGGAAAACUAAAGCCGAGCAGCAUUGGAGGGGAGACAAUAACGGAGAUAAGGCAAUGGCAAUCAUAAUGCACGGCGACGCCGCCUUCACCGGCCAAGGUGUUGUGUUCGAGACCAUGCACCUCAGCAACCUGCCGGAGUUCGACACGCACGGCUCCCUGCACAUCGUCUGCAACAACCAGAUCGGGUACACCACCGACCCGCGCUUCGCCAGGAGCUCGCCAUAUUGUUCAGACGUCGCGAAGUGCGUGGACGCACCCGUGCUGCACGUGAACGGGGACGACGCGGAAGCCGUGGCUUACGUGGCGCGCGUAGCCAUUGAGUUCCGCUGCCGGUUCAAGAAGGACGUGGUACUCGACCUGGUGUGCUACCGCCGCUUCGGCCACAGCGAGGAGGACGAGCCCAUGUUCACGCAGCCCUUCAUGUACAAGAAGAUAAGGCAGAUGGAGACAGUGGAUAAAAUAUACGCCGCAAAGCUCAAAAGCGAAGGCGUCGUGAACGAUGCAGACGUCAAACAGUGGGAGAAAGAGUACAUGGACACUCUAAACCAGCACUUCGAGCUCGCCAAGAAGGUCACCAAGCUCAGCAUCAUGGACUGGAUCGACACGCCCUGGACUGGGUUUUUCGAAGCCACAGAUCCUAAGAAGAUCAAAGAGACCGGCAUAAACAACGCGACAAUAUCGACGAUCUCGAAGCAUUUCUGCAAAGCACCAGAACCUUGGGCAUUCGAAGUUCACAAGGGCAUUCUCAAGAUCUUGGGGCAGCGGGAAAAAAUGGUUAAAGCAGGCGUAGCUGAUUGGGCUAUGGGGGAGGCCCUGGCAUACGGCUCGUUACUCCGCGACCGAAUCCACAUCCGAUUCACAGGUGAAGACGUGGAACGAGGCACUAUGGCUCACAGGCACCACGUACUCCACCAUCAGGGCGUGGACGGCGCCACGUACCGAGUGCUCGACCAGCUGUACCCGGACCAGGCGCGCUACAGCCUACACAACAGUUCGCUAUGCGAAUUUGCGGUGUUGGGUUACGAGGUGGGGUACUCGUACUCGAGCCCGCACCUGCUAUCGAUCUGGGAGGCACAGUACGGAGAUUUCGCAGACACCGCGCAGCCGGUGUUCGACACCUUCAUUGUAAACGGCGAGAGCAAGUGGGUCUGCCAGUCCGGCAUCGUGGUGCAGCUGCCGCACGGCAUCGACGGCGCUGGUCCUGAGCAUUCUUCCUCGCGUAUUGAGCGAUAUUUACAACAAGCCGAUGACGACGAAGAUCACAUUCCAGAUCUGGAUGAUAAGAACUUAGUCUUGAAACAACUCCGUGCAGCCAAUUGGAUAGUGGCUAACGUGACAUCUCCAGCGAACUACUUCCAUCUCAUUCGGCGGCAGAUUGCGUUGCCGUUCCGCAAGCCACUCAUACUGAUGACGCCCAAGGUCGGUCUGAAGCACCCCUUCUACCGAUCCAAGUUCGACGACUUUUUACCCGGCACAGAGUUCCAAAGAGUUAUUCCGGAAAGCGGGCCGGCGUCCAGGAACCCGCGAGACGUGAAGAAGCUACUUUUCUGCGUGGGUAAAGUGGCCAUCACUAUCGACGAGCUGCGCAAAGAGAAGAAGCUUGAGAACAAGAUCGCCAUGUGCCGCAUAGAGCAAGUGUACCCGUUCCCCUACGACCUGGUGCUGCGGGAGUUCUGCAAGUACGAGCAGGCCAAGGUGUUCUUCUGCCAGGAGGAGCACAAGAACCAGGGCCCGUGGCUGUUUUGCAAAAACCGACUGGAGAAUCUUUUUGGGAAAAAAAUUGGGUGCAUAUGCAGACCGGCAAGUCCAGCUUCUGCGACGGGUAUCAAAUGGAUGCAUGCUAAAGAACUCAAAGAACUAAAAGAAGCUAUAAUUACACUGUAAUAUUUGAAUUGUUUGUAAUAGAUGAAGUUAGUAAAUUUUCAUUUACGUAUUUGUGUUGUUUUUUUCUGAAAUAAACUUUCUAAUAUAUUUUUUGUAAUUUAUUGUGAUAAAAUUUUGAACCCAUGAAGCCAUUUUAUUAAUAUUUUUGGAGUAAUGACGCAGUAAGCUCUUUUUAAUAAUAAGCUCUUUUUUUCUCUUUUAAAUCUCGGAGUAAACGGUGUACAUACAUAAAAAAGAACAGACUGACCUAAUCGAGAACCUCCGUUUUGAAGCAGGGUUAAUAUUAUACAUAAUAGACCAUAGGCCAGCCCCUGCGUUUGCUUUAUUUAUGCGAACACUACUUACAAUGGAUCGGCCCUGCGGCUGCUCUCGGGACCGUGCAUUCCAUUGCCUCUAUUAAGGCUAUGCAGCUUUACUAUGAUAGGUAUACUUAUUUUUUUAGUUCUCAUAUAAACUACUUACUCUUUUCUCAUUUUCAUUGACAACAUAACCAUUCACAUUAGGGACUGCGACUAUGGUCUGUUCGCGGAUGACUUAAAAAUUUAUAGACGUACCCCUAGCACGAACCAUU